GCCAACAUUUGAUCAUUCGUUCGUCGCAGUUCCACACACAUUUUCCCAUUAUCCAAAAAAUUUACGCAGUACUUCCCCUUACAAAGUUGCACAUACGAACAAAGGGGAGAAGGCUAUUACGGAAAAUAAUGCGUUCCCUGUGGGUCUUAAAAAGGGAGGUAGUGAGCGGCUGGCGUGUCCCUAUGAGCACAAAAGAAAGGGAACCAUAGUUCAAGUUGCUUCAAAAUAUAAAAAAUAAAUGGAAGCCGCUUUAUCGAAUGGCGAACAUAUCCAGUUGGUGAAGGUUUAUCUGGUCAGUGUAUUACGUGGAAGGGUGGUGUGCACAUAAGUUAGGUUACACACAAAGAUGUAAACGUGCAGACGUUACCCUACGAACGCGCCCUCUUACACAUACGCUGCGCCCCAGGUGACGACAGAUCUUUUAGUAAAACACAAAGAAUAUGAAAAAAUGUGACAUUUUUUUCUUAUAUUUAAUUUUUUUCGUUCUAACCACCAUCAAAUGUUGCCAACCGUUUAUAAUUCCAAACAACACAAAAAUGGUAAACGGUCCUCUUUUGAAGAACUGCUGCAGGAGCAACCGAAUUGUAACAAUUUUUGGGAAAAAAAAAAAGAACAGGAAAGUUGUUGUCAUAGAAUGCACGGAAGCAAGGAAAUACGGGAAGCAGCCGUCAAGAUAUGUGACAGAGAAAAAUAAAGUAAACACACCGAAGAAGUUGCAGUUGUACAAGUAUAAUAAAUAUCUUAAAAGAAGAACAUUACACGUAGAAAUUAAGUAAUUACGUGUUAGAAGAAACCUUCUUUUGUUUUUCUACCCCCACACCCGUUAGCGCAUAAUAUACGUGUUCCUUUUUUUUCUUCUUCUUCUUCUUCUUUUUAACGAUUUGUCAUUUCAUUUUUCCUCUACGGAAACUCCCUGCAUUGUUUAUACUAACGUAAUAAUUUAAAAACAUAAACUUAUUUUAAGAA
This is a messenger RNA of Plasmodium coatneyi, 966 nucleotides long. RefSeq names its product 50S ribosomal protein L33. Gene Ontology annotation, biological process: translation. Bases 441 to 776 code for a protein of 111 amino acids. Lineage: Eukaryota; Apicomplexa; Aconoidasida; Haemosporida; Plasmodiidae. Gene Ontology annotation, cellular component: ribosome. The transcript is spliced from 2 exons. Gene Ontology annotation, molecular function: structural constituent of ribosome. The record is from RefSeq and is a predicted model, not a curated record.